UUUAAACCAAUCACAGGAGCGCUUUUCAGUGUCUCUGUAAACCUCAUUUUACAGACUGAAGGACACCAUGGCGGACAGGAAGCAGGUGAUCAUCGACACGGACUGUGGGAUCGACGAUGCUCAGGCCGUCAUGAUGGCGCUCGCCGCUCCGAACAUCGACGUCCUGGCGCUCACCUGCGUGUUCGGGAACGCUGCCGUGAAUCACGUGUGUCAAAACGUCCUGAUGGUGCUCGACGUCUGCCAGCGCCAGGGGAUUCCUGUGUUUCGAGGGUCUUCAGGUCCUCUGGUCGGAGCCAUUAACCCCGUCAGUGACCACUUUGGGACGGAUGGACUCGGAGACGUGAUCAAAGACAAAGACCCUCGCUGGGAGGAGAAGAUCCAGAGCGAGCAUGCAGUCAACGCCAUGAUCCGACUGGUGAAUGAGAACCAGAAGCAGAUCUCCCUGGUGGCUCUCGGCCCGCUCACUAACCUCGCUCUAGCCGUCAGAUUGGACCCAAGUUUCCCCCAAAAGCUCAAAGACCUGUUCAUCAUGGGAGGCAACAUGGAGGGAAAAGGAAACUUCACACUAUGUGCAGAGUUUAACUUUGCUAUGGAUCCAGAGUCGGCCUAUAUUGUUCUGGAGGAGUUCCUCUGUACCACGUACAUCGCCUCGUGGGAAUACGCCUGCAGGAACUCUCUGACCUGGGAGUUCUUUGAGGAGCUGAUCAACCAGGACGCUCCGGCUGCGGCCUUCAUGAAGACGAUCACCUCCAAGUGUCGGGCGUACUCCAAAGAGGCGAUGAAGAACAAGAGGGACGUGUACUUUGGCCCGGGGUACGUCUCCUACGAUGCGUACGCCAUGGCGGCCUGCAUCGACCCCGACGUGGUGCUGCAGAGCAUCGAGUGCCCCGUCAGGGUGGAGCUGCAGGGGGCGCUGUGCCGAGGCAUGAUGGCGCUGGAUCGCACCAAUCAGCUGAAGAAGAGCCACAGCGUCACCGUGCUCACUAAGUGUGACGUCAGGAAGUUCAGUCGGCUCCUCCUGCAGUCUCUGAGGCAGCCGAAGAAGUGACGAUGAAGAGGGAAAACAACCUGAAGGAAAUUGUUAUGAAGGAUAUCAGAUACAAAUGUUAAGUUUGGCUGGAAAUGCA
Messenger RNA from Gymnodraco acuticeps, 1127 nucleotides. RefSeq lists its product as uncharacterized. The transcript is spliced from 6 exons. The record is from RefSeq and is a predicted model, not a curated record. Lineage: Eukaryota; Metazoa; Chordata; Actinopteri; Perciformes; Bathydraconidae. Bases 68 to 1048 code for a protein of 326 amino acids. Gene Ontology annotation, molecular function: hydrolase activity, hydrolyzing N-glycosyl compounds.